AAAAGGGUGACCUUUUUUUGGGCCUCUCGAUUCGCGCGAAGCUGCAGGACGCACACUACCCUGAGGCUGCAGUUGCUCGCUGCGCUUCGAAAACAUGGCAGCGAGACGUUUGCGAACGGUGGCCUGGAUCGGCGGGGGCUCAAUCGUCGCAGCGUACGGCUUCACACACUUCAACGAACUCCGGCGAACACCCGCCGCCGCAGUCGUCGAAGCUGCAGAUCCGAAGGACACGCCAACUCGGCCGCACCUCCCUUUGCCGAGCCGCGCCGCGCAGCUCAAGAGCCUGCGCGAAACGCCCGAAUUCGAUGUUCUCGUCAUCGGAGGCGGUGCGACGGGAGCCGGAGUCGCCUUGGACUCCGUAACGCGAGGUCUGCGGACCGGUCUCGUUGAGACGUACGAUUUUUCGGCCGGCACGAGCAGUCGGAGCACCAAACUCAUCCACGGCGGCGUGCGCUACCUCCAGAAGGCCAUCAUGAACCUUGACAUGGAGCAGUACAGGAUGGUGCGCGAAGCUCUCCAAGAACGCGCGAAUCUGCUCGCCAUCGCGCCCCACCUGUCCAGCCCACUGCCCAUCAUGCUGCCCAUCUACCGUUGGUGGCAGGUACCUUACUACUGGGUAGGCAUCAAGAUGUACGAUGUGGUGGCGGGGAAACAGUGCCUGAAGAAGAGCUACUUCCUCUCGGCCAAACGGUGCCUCGAACUGUUUCCCAUGCUGAAGAAGGAGCACCUUUGCGGCGGCCUCGUCUACUACGACGGUCAGCACAACGACGCUCGCAUGAACGUGAGCAUCGCGCUCACGGCCGCGCGCAACGGAGCCAGCGUUGCCAACCACACGACCGCCGUCGCGCUGCUCAAGAAAAAGGACGAGAACGGGAAGGAGGUCGUGUGCGGGGCGAGGGUAAGGGACAUGCUCACGGGAGAGGAGUUCAACGUGCAUGCCAAGUGCGUGGUGAACGCGACAGGACCCUUUACCGACACCAUACGCCGCAUGGACGACCCCAACUGCAAGCCCAUCUGCCUGCCGAGCUCCGGCGUCCACAUCAUCUUGCCCGACUACUACAGUCCCGACAAUAUGGGCCUACUCGAUCCCGACACGAGUGACGGACGCGUCAUCUUUUUCCUCCCUUGGGAGAACACAACCAUCGCAGGAACAACCGACAGGCCUUGUGCAGUCACGCACUACCCAGCACCUACAGAAGAUGAUAUUAUGUUUAUCCUGAGCGAAGUUCGUCACUACUUGAACCAAGAUGUGGUUGUGCGCCGAGGGGAUGUCCUCUCUGCAUGGGCUGGCAUCAGGCCGCUUGUCGUUGAUCUCAACAAGAGUGUGCCGGGAAAGACGGAAGCAAUUGCGCGAAAUCACAUAAUCUACGUUAGUGACUCGAAUCUUGUUACUAUUGCGGGAGGCAAGUGGACUACCUACCGUGUCAUGGCUGAGCACACUAUGGAUGCAGCAAUCAAGGCCUGUGGCCUGAAACCACAGCAGAAAUCUCAGACCCUUGGUUUCAUGCUCGAGGGCGGUCACACCUGGACGCCGACGUUGUACAUACGUCUUGUCCAGGACUUUGGGCUGGAACCGGCAGUUGCGAAACACCUAUCCAGGAGUUACGGUGACCGUGCAGUGUCUGUCGCAAAGCUGGCUGCGCUCACUGGAAAGCGCUGGCCAGUCCUGGGACGGAGACUACAUGAGGAAUUCCCAUACAUUGAGGCAGAGGUUCGCUAUGCGGUGCGGGAAUACGCUUGCACGGCUGUCGACGUGAUUGGUCGCCGCAUGCGGCUUGCUUUCCUCAAUGUCCAAGCGGCCUACGAGUGUCUGCCAAAGGUCGUUGACAUCAUGGCAGAGGAGCUGAAGUGGACGAAAGAGAGGAAGGAGCAAGAAUUGCAAAAGGCCAAACAGUUUCUCGACAUCGAGAUGGGUGGCGACGUGAACAAGGAGUCGCAGAAGAAACUCCCCAUGACUUUCACGACAGCCGAGGUGGACCAGUACAUCCAGAAAUUCCAGGCCAUAGACAAGGACCGCAAGGGCUACAUCAGUGUGGUUGAUCUGCGUCGAAGCCUCAAGGCUGCGGGAGAGUCUGUGUCGGAACUGCAGCUGCGUGAAAUGCUGAACGAGGUGGAUCUCAAUAAGAACGGCCAGAUUGAGCUUAGUGAGUACUUAGAGUUGAUGAAUGCCAUCAAGACUGGCUCCAUCGCUGGAAGUCGGUUGGCUCAGGUUGUUGACGUGGAGUACUCGAGGACACUGACCCCCGACAGAAGUGGGGGUGGUCUUUAAGUGUGAUUGUGAAGCCUGUAGUUCUCGUUCUUCUCUAUUACUCCGAAUACCGUGUAGAAAAACAAUACCUGCCACUUAUCUCUCUCUUGUGAUGAGCUAUGCCACUUCUCCGUGUGCUCACAGGAAGUACGGCGUUUGUCCCCAUUAGUCCGGGCAGUUUCCUUACCCCCUUUUUACUUGUUCUAUUCUUCCAGAUGAUAACAAGAAUUAUCUGCCAAAUGUCUUAUCGAUAGCUUCUUGUUAGCUUGAAUAAUUCUAUGAGCAGAUAUUGCUUGUCUUUGUAGAUUUACUGCAUUUCUUAUCCCAUGGUGUGUUCUAUAAUCACCUUAUAAGAAGUUUUAUCAGACCCAGUAUUCAGUGCUUUGCUAUGAAGCUACGUAUGUCGAUAAUUGAACCAGGAGGCAGAUUUCCACACUCGAGUGAUAGAGAGCACCAUUUUUCUGCCCCACUUGGUGCAUCUCAAAGUGCGUUGCUAAACUGUAUCCCAUCUGUUAAAUUGGUGCUGCACAUGCUAUCAACCUUGCUCUUUUCGAAAAUGUGCACAUGCUACACCACACUCUUCUACUAUGUGUUGUGCAGUAUUUUUGUACAAGCAUUUUUUUUUUUUCAGUGUGAUGUCCUUGUGCAGAUGUUUGAAGCCACUAUCUAAUUGGUGACACUUUUCUUGCUAUUUAAAAAUGGUUCUUGUAGCACAACUCUUGCUCUACAACAUUUGAUAGCCCGUCAUUCUAAGUGCUGCGAAAUCUGAAAAACAAAACAAAACAUAAGCUUCACAACACCCUCUCUAAACGGCCGUUCACAGGUUUGGUGGCUUGCAUAGUGGCUCUGAAAUAGAAACAUUAAUAUUAGGGCUGAGCCUGUUUGUCACUAGCCGGCGCUGCUUACUUUGACAUCAUAAUUAUCUUCUGCCCACUGUGAUAAAUUAAACAAAGGAUGCUAUCGUCACAGCAGCUUCAGAAACAUCACUCAUUUGUGGCAGUAUUUGCGGAUAUGUCUGUUGCUAGUACCAAAUACUUGUUCUUCGUCUGUGUUGAAAUUCAUCGAGAACAGCAACUGGUUUGUUUUGGAAUGUCGCGCGUAACGCCGUUGUGAUAGCAACUAGUCGUAGGUUGUGAUCCUUGCUUGUCGAAUGCAGAUGGCAUGGCUUUUUUUUGUUAGAUCUGCUUGACCCAGUUCCCAUAGCUUUCGUGAUCUCCUAAUAGUUCAUACAUUGCUUGAAAUUUACUAAUUGGCAGUCAUUAAAUGGCAAGUGCACGUACAGGAAAUCUUCGGAAUUCUGUUGCACACUUAAGGCAUUUAUCUGAUAGGUAUGUGUCGCUUGUCUUGACGCUGGCUGCCAGCACGGGGGGGGGCACACGCUUUAUCAUUUUGCAGCUUGUGUUCAUGCACAUCGCCUCUGGCACUAAGUGUAGUGGGAUGUUCAAGUGUUUUAAUUGAAUCUCAAAGAAUUAGUGUUGAAAUCAAAUAAUGAAAGCUUUGAAGCUGUUAUAUUGUUGCGUGGCAAAGCAUGCAAGGAAAGUCUGGUGCGUUCAUUCUAGUGGUGCUGUGUAAUGCAUCAAUGGGAACCCAAACACCAUGUUGUUUGUUAUGAUGAGAUGUGUGGAAAUGGCAGUUUGCCACAUUUUAUUUCUGAUUAGUGAUCACGUAUUGUUUGGGUUGCGCCUGUCCGUUAUUAUUGCACGCCGUUGUGCAUUGAGAAACUGUGAGUCAUUCGUAUUGUUCCUUUACCGCAGUGAUGCUUUUGCUGUAGUACAUGAGCCUUGCCAUAUAAAAUAAAGUUGACUGCGCUAAA
Rhipicephalus microplus (southern cattle tick) is the source of this 4061-nucleotide messenger RNA. RefSeq names its product glycerophosphate oxidase 1 (gene Gpo1). Gene Ontology annotation, biological process: glycerol-3-phosphate metabolic process. Gene Ontology annotation, cellular component: mitochondrion. The record is from RefSeq and is a predicted model, not a curated record. NCBI's taxonomy places the organism in Eukaryota, Metazoa, Arthropoda, Arachnida, Ixodida, Ixodidae. Gene Ontology annotation, molecular function: calcium ion binding; glycerol-3-phosphate dehydrogenase (quinone) activity.